AUGGUCAAGCUUCCAGUGAUAGACCUCACUAAGGAAUACAUGAAGCCUGGUACAGAUUCUUGGAAAUCAAUAGCCAACGAUGUCAGGCAUGCACUCGAAGAACACGGAGGCUUCACAGCAGUAUACGACGGAGCUUCUUUACACAAUGCAAUGUUCAAGGUGUCGAAAGAGUUGUUUGACCUCCCCAGGGACACGAAAGUCAGAAUCACCUCUGGUAAACUUGGCUAUGGAUACCAAGGAAAUUUUCGCAGCAUGCCACUCUUUGAAUGCCUUGGCGUAGAAGAUGCAGCAACCCUAGAAGGAACUCAAAGUUUUACACGUCAACUUUGGCCCCAUGGAAAUAAAAAUUUCAGAACCGAAAACUCUGGUUUCGUUGAGAUAGGCAAUGUGGCGCAGUGGAACUUCUGGGUGCUUUUCUGA
Molecule: messenger RNA, 420 nt
Organism: Cornus florida
Lineage: Eukaryota; Viridiplantae; Streptophyta; Magnoliopsida; Cornales; Cornaceae
Product: probable 2-oxoglutarate-dependent dioxygenase AOP1
Exons: 2
Coding region: 1-420 (139 amino acids)
Source: RefSeq, a predicted model, not a curated record